CCCCCAUCGCACAACAUCAAACACGAUGACGAAAACGCUAUUUACGACGAUAACGCCGCUCCCGGCAGGAGUGUCGCGCGAGACCGUCCUCGAAACCCUGCACGACCAUCUCGAGAUGAUAGACUUGAACCCCGCGCACACCGAAAGACAUCGAAUCAAUCCUCCUCCUGAAGCGACACCCGAGGAGUAUCACUGUACGUGGUACCAGAUCACGGAUACGAUUAGCUACCUGCCGGGAUACAAGGGAAAGGUGUCAUUCAAGGCGUGUUUUCAUGAUUUGGCGAAUGGAUUGCAGAAUCAUGUGUAUGCGCCAAUGGGACUGGAUAUCAAGGAGAAAUGGACUUUGGGAGGAAAUAUGCCUGGAGAGCCUGUUAUGCCGGCAGAGAUUGGGAUUGGGGCACCGAUUAGUGGGUUGUAUUUGAGGGAGGAUGUUGAAAUGAAAUGCAAUUUUUUGAUGACUCGGUUUGUUCGGAAGACAUUGAAGGAUGCUUUGGCUACACUCGUGGCGAGAUUGGUUGUCAAGGCGCAAUUGCAGGAAGCUGCGGAGGCGAACAAGAGGUUGGAAUGGGGUAGUCCGCCUAACAGUCCGCCUUUGAGUCCGCCGAGUGCUGGAGAUGGGAAGUUUCCAAGGUAUAAAUCAAAUCGUAUGAGUACACAGACGGCAAUCAGCGAGAUGGAGGGAAGUCAAAAGAGUCAAGGAUUUGCGAGGAAUGAGAGUGGAAGGCAUCCUGUUGAAUUGAGGAGUGAUACACAUGGGCCUGUUGAAUUGCCUUGAAGAGGGAGGGGAACGGCGUUUCUUGAUACCCUGGGGAUUUGGAUGGGAGUUUUGGCUUUACUGAAUUAUAACCCGUAUCUAUUUAGAGAAGGUCAUUGAAGAAAUUAAAUGCCUUUUGGCC
This is a messenger RNA of Cadophora gregata, 896 nucleotides long. RefSeq lists its product as uncharacterized. The coding region runs from base 26 to 775 and encodes 249 amino acids. The transcript has 2 exons. NCBI's taxonomy places the organism in Eukaryota, Fungi, Ascomycota, Leotiomycetes, Helotiales, Ploettnerulaceae. The record is from RefSeq and is a predicted model, not a curated record.